Molecule: messenger RNA, 3067 nt
Organism: Oryctolagus cuniculus (rabbit)
Lineage: Eukaryota; Metazoa; Chordata; Mammalia; Lagomorpha; Leporidae
Source: RefSeq, a predicted model, not a curated record
UGUCCGCCGCCAUCAACAUUUCCACAGGCGACCGGGUGAGCCGCUGCAGCAGCAGGGACAGGAAUCUUCAUCCACUGGUUCUGCCCGAUAAUCCUAGCCCUUUCAGUCAUGGGUCCUGUAACUGGCUUGUUGACAGAAGAUCCCAAAACACUUCUCCCACAGAGUCAGCCACUCCCCAGAGUUAAGAAGGUCCUGUGUUCACUCGAUUCCUGUGUUUACCUGUGUUUGUCCUUUCAAUCCCUUCUUGGCUUAAAUUCAAAUUGUUCAGUAAUAAAAGUCAGCGUCUAGGCUUACUCGUGUUGUAUGUAUCCCUGAUAGAUACCUGGCAUUGUCGCCAGUGACUUGUAUGGCUUGAGAAAAGGAUGCUCAGAAGAUGGUCCUUGGGCCUCUGCACUCUCAUGGGAAACCUGGAAAAGCUCCUGGUUUCGGAUAGGCUCAGUUCCAGCCGAUGUGGUCAUUGAUAGUGAACCAUUGGAUGGAAGCCUCUCUCAGUCUCUCACCCUCUCUGUAACUCUGCCUUUAAAAUAAAUUAAAUCUUUUAGAAAAUUGUGGUUCUGAAGGGUCUGUGGAUUAGGGGGCCAUUCUAAGAAGAGGAUGAUCCCAUAGUGAGCUGGAAAGACAUACCCAAAGAAUUCAAUUCUGGGAGCAUGGGUUUCCUCAAUCAUGUAGGCUCUGUACUCCCUGGUACAUCUCUCCUGAUUACUAAAAUGCUGUGCUCUGUAGCCUUAAUGCUACCCUGGCAUCCCUGUCAGCACAUACUUCCCUUAUUCUGUGCAGUAACUGACUGGAUCUAAGAUAAGCAUGAAAUAGCGCCAACUACUGUGAAAAUAAUGUAAAGAUUGACUUUGAAAGCCUAUAAACGUAGGAUGAGAUGAACAGGAUGAGGUUUUAGGGAGUUUUCUGUGGGACUUGCCACUGUCCAUAUUGCUUUGUCUCCAAGUUCCUAGCCAAGGGUUAGAUCACAUCCUUUGCCGUCAUUGCUGAGUCCACGGGGAUUGGGAAAUAGAUGGGACAAUUACCUUGAACUUGUCUGUAAUGAGACUCUCAGGGAGUCUGGUCUCAGGGGUCAUGGAAGCCAUGUAAACACCUGUCUGUGACUCCCCACACAUCCUUUCUGCACGGAGGGGGAAGGCUGUGACCAUCUCCUCUUCCCUAGCUCAGAACCUGCCUGUAUGUCUAAGACUUCUCACUGCUUAGAGUAAGAGUGGUAUUGGCCAAUUCCUGCAGGGUGGAGAACACUUGACAGCAGCAUUGCUCAUGUCUGUCAGGUACUAGCAUAACAGUGGGGAUGUCAUUACUAAUGACUGAAGGUAUUUGAGGAACCCCUUUUGUUAAAUCAUUCCCAUCCAGGAAACAUUAGUCUUAGUUCUGAAUCUUUUAGCUGAAGCUUAUUAUAAACACAGUGAUAAUCAGCUGUUUCUGUUUCUUCUAUGAACUGCUAAGGUCAUAGAGAAAGUUCAUGAAGAGAAAGCCUGAAACAAAGACAGAGAAGGGCUGUGUCUUUGCUUACCUGUUGGUUUAAUGUUAAUGUUUAGAAAAUUAAAAGGUUGAAUCCAGUGGGACCAGCAUCAUGUGGGACUGAGGGUUGGAAGUUGUGGGUGUCGGGACCAGGGGUAGAUUCUGACUACUAUCUCUAACACAGGGUUCAUUAGCAUGUCCAUAGAUGGGUCUUGACUUCUGCAUCCAGUCCCUCAGCUUUCCCAUUUCUGUCCUCUUUAUUUUCUCUGCAUCUGGGCUCAGACCCAUGGGAGGGGCCAACGAGUCGAGCGUCUCCGAGUUCCUCCUCCUGGGACUCUCGCGGCAGCCCCAGCAGCGGCUGCUGUUUGUGCUCUUCCUGAGCAUGUACCUGGCCACGGUCCUGGGGAACCUGCUCAUCGUCCUGGCCAUCGGCACAGACGCCCGCCUGCACACCCCCAUGUACUUCUUCCUCAGCAACCUGUCCUUCGUGGACGUCUGCUUCUCCUCCACCACCGUCCCCAAGAUGCUGGCCAAUCACGCCCUCGGGAGUCAGGCCAUCUCCUACUCUGGCUGUCUCACACAGAUGUACUUUGUCUGUGUUUUUGCUGACAUGGACAAUUUCCUUCUGGCCGUGAUGGCCUAUGACCGCUUUGUCGCCGUGUGCCACCCCUUACAUUACACAACAAAGAUGACUCGUCAGCUCUGUGUCCUGAUGGUCACUGGGUCCUGGGUCAUUGCCAACCUGAAUUCUCUGUUGCACACCCUGCUGAUGGCGCGACUGUCAUUCUGUGGGGACAACGCCAUCCCCCACUUCUUCUGUGAUGUGACUCCUCUCCUGAAGCUAUCCUGCUCAGACACACGGCUCAAUGAGAUGAUGAUUGUUUUUGAAGCUGGACUGAUCAUGAUCGCCCCCUUUGUUUGCAUCCUGGUGUCGUAUGUCUUUAUUGCUGCUGCUGUGCUGAGAGUGCCCUCCAUUCGGGGCAGGUGGAAAGCCUUCUCCACCUGUGGCUCCCACUUGGCUGUGGUGUUUCUCUUCUAUGGCACCAUCAUAUCCUUGUAUUUCAACCCUUCGUCCUCACACUCGGCUGAGAAAGACAUAGCAUCUGCAGUGAUGUUCACGGUGGUCACUCCCAUGCUGAACCCUUUCAUCUACAGCCUGAGGAACAAAGACGUAAAAGCUGCUCUUGGGAAAGUGGUGGCCAUGGGAUUCAUUUCUCCUCAGCGACAUAGGAUAAGGAAAUCCUGGUGGUAACUACUGUGAUUGGCUGUUGUAAGGUAGAUUGCUGUGUUGGGAGAACAAGAAUCUGGAAACAGAUUCCUCAGUACUCUUCAGUCCCUCUUUGACUUCAAUAUUCUUUAGUGUCCUGUGGUCAAAAUGUACUAAAAACACAGCUGCAUGAAGUGGACAUGAAUAGAUUGGGUUAGUGCUCAUAACAACAAGAGAUAACACUUAUCCUCAUGGAAACCUGAGGUGUCUCAAUAGGAGGGUGCUGCAGAGACUUGUAAGACCUGGAUUGUGUGAGGUGAUGUUGGUGAGGAAUGAGGCACUGGGCUUUUUGUUCAGGAUCAAAAGCCGUUACAGAGGAGGGAGCAUUCUGACUGGACCAUU